Molecule: messenger RNA, 378 nt
Organism: Thyridium curvatum
Lineage: Eukaryota; Fungi; Ascomycota; Sordariomycetes; Thyridiales; Thyridiaceae
Exons: 1
Coding region: 1-378 (125 amino acids)
Source: RefSeq, a predicted model, not a curated record
AUGCUUUGGCACACCUACACCCUCGCUCUCCUGGCCGCGCCUCUGGCUGCCCUGGCCGCCACGAGCGAGCGCUGGUCAGUCGGCUACUACAAAGACACCUACUGCGAGAAGAGAGGCGGCUACCUCGGCCGCUGGUCCAAAACCGGGUGCAUCAACCUCGACAACUACACCUACGACAUCAAGGCUCUCCAGUUCGAGUUCGACAUGGGCCGCUGCGGCUACUCCAUCAUGGUUUUCGAGGACCUGGACUGCAAGACGAAAUCCGGCUCCGGGACCCGGCAGGUGAGGAGCGGGGAGUGCGCCUCGGUAUACGAUACUGUCGGCAAGGACGAUGCGAAGUGGUUGAGCUAUUACAUCUUAGCCAACCCAUGCGGGUAG